Frankliniella occidentalis (western flower thrips) is the source of this 1282-nucleotide messenger RNA. It is a transcript of the gene RpLP0-like, whose product is annotated as mRNA turnover protein 4 homolog. Gene Ontology annotation, biological process: nuclear-transcribed mRNA catabolic process; rRNA processing; ribosomal large subunit assembly. The transcript has 4 exons. Bases 174 to 977 code for a protein of 267 amino acids. The record is from RefSeq and is a predicted model, not a curated record. NCBI's taxonomy places the organism in Eukaryota, Metazoa, Arthropoda, Insecta, Thysanoptera, Thripidae. Gene Ontology annotation, molecular function: RNA binding. Gene Ontology annotation, cellular component: preribosome, large subunit precursor; nucleolus.
GAGAGAGAGGGGCCCCUACUCUUUCGCUGGGAAAACUCAACCGUCUACCGCAUCCACGCAUAUCCCGCACAUGGUGCCCGUGCAGUACAUGGUAUUUGUUGCCGUUUGAUGUUAUUUGGGUGUGUCACAAGUUUAUUUUUUGUAAAGCAACAGCUCUCUAAACUCCCAGAACAAUGCCGAAGUCAAAGAGAGACAAGAAAAUAUCUCUCACUAACACUGCCAAGAAAGGACUUCAGUUCAAGCAGCAAUCAGUAGAAGAAGUUCGCAAAUGUGUUGAUAGCUACGAGAGAAUAUUUGUUUUCUCCGUAGAAAACAUGCGUAAUGGGAAGCUGAAAGAUCUACGGGAUGAUUGGAAAAAAGACAGCAGAUUCUUUUUUGGUAAAAAUAAGGUAAUGCAACUUGGCUUAGGAAAGUCAAAAGAAGAUGAACCUCACUUAAAUUUACAUAGGUUAUCAAAGCAAUUAAUUGGGCAGUGUGGACUUCUUUUCACCAAUCGUUCCAAACAAGAAGUUGUCGACUUCUUUGAAACAUUCACUGCUCCAGAUUAUGCACGUUCAGGAUUUGUUUCAACAGAAGAAAUCAUAUUGCCUGAAGGACCUCUUCCAGAUUUUGCACAUUCUCUGGAACCUCAUUUAAGGCAACUGGGAAUGCCCACCAGUUUGCAGAAAGGUGUUAUAACUUUAGUUAAAGAUUAUACUGUUUGCAAAAAAGGAACUGUGCUAACACCUGACCAAGCCCGUAUUUUGAAAUUGAUGGGUAGACAAAUGGCAGAAUUCCGUGUCACAUUAAAAUGUAUGUGGGAUAAGGAUGGAGGUAAAAUCAAAAAGUUUAAAAAUGAAACCAAAAAUUCACAAAAUGGUACAGAAGAGAAUUUCAGCCUACGAAUGGAUGCUGAGGAAGAUAUGGAUGAAAACGGAGAAGAUAAUGAAAAUGAUGAUGAUGAAAUGGAUGCGGAAGGCGGUGAUGAGGAAGAUUAAAUAUUCCCAAAUUUUCCAUGUCUAUCAAACUAUUUCUCCCCAUAGGGUCUAUAUUUUUCCAUCUGGAUGCCUUUACUUAUAUAUUGUUUCAAUUUAUCAAUUGACACUCAUAAUGCCCUCAAAUGUCCUUCUAAAGUAUUCUGAAAUUUUGCAUCCACUUUGCAUUACUGUGAUAUCUGAAUAGUAGUUAUUAUGAAUGUGGCACUUCAAUUUCUUAACUACUCAAGUAAUUGGUCAUGUUAAUUUUCGUGGUUCCGUAUUCUCCGUUUUAAAGAUACAUACGACAAUAAAAGUAUGUAACCAGA